Fimicolochytrium jonesii is the source of this 1581-nucleotide messenger RNA. Its product is annotated as thioredoxin-like protein. Gene Ontology annotation, molecular function: protein disulfide isomerase activity. Gene Ontology annotation, biological process: protein folding. The transcript has 5 exons. The record is from RefSeq and is a predicted model, not a curated record. The coding region runs from base 204 to 1394 and encodes 396 amino acids. NCBI's taxonomy places the organism in Eukaryota, Fungi, Chytridiomycota, Chytridiomycetes, Spizellomycetales, Powellomycetaceae. Gene Ontology annotation, cellular component: endoplasmic reticulum.
GCCUACUGUAUGUACGUUCUAGCCGUCUUGGGUGCGUCUCGUCUCAGUUGGAGUCGUCGGCGCGUCUCGAAUGACGGACACAGAAGAGCAAAUGAAGUGAUUUCCUAACCUGGCCUCCGCAAUUGCCCCAAACCCGACACAAUUCUACAUAAACCUAGCUGUACGCCAUAGCUGCCCCAACUGAUACAAACACCAACAGCACAAUGACUCGCUCCUGGAAGGCCUUGUCGGCCUUUGUUCUGGUUUGCGCCCUCUUGGGGCUGGUCAGCGCAUCAGAGUCAUCUCACGUCCUGGAUCUUACCGCGGACAACUUUGACAAGCAUAUCGAUGGCAGUAAACCAGCGCUCGUCGAAUUCUUUGCACCGUGGUGCGGUCACUGCAAGUCCCUCGCCCCAACCUAUGAAGAGCUCGGCGCCGCCUACGCGCACGCCAAAGGCGACGUCAUCAUUGCCAAAGUCGACGCGGACAAGCACAAAGAUCUCGGCCAACGGUUCGGCGUCUCUGGUUUCCCCACCCUCAAAUGGUUCCCCAAGGGCAAGAAGGACGCGCCGGAGGACUACAACGCUGGUCGCGAGCUGAAGGAUUUCAUCGGCUUUAUUGAUGGCAAGGCGGGGGUCCGUGCACGCGUGAAGAAGGUUGAGACUGCGGUUACGGUGUUGACUAGCUCGAACUUUGAUGAGAUCGUGAAGAAUAAGAAGAACAACGUGUUGGUGGAGUUUUAUGCGCCUUGGUGUGGUCACUGCAAAAACCUCGCCCCGAUCUACGAAAAGGUCGCGCAAGACUUCUCCCGCGAGCCGCACGUCAUCGUCGCCAACCUCGACGCCACAGUCGCCUCCGACGUUGCCCAAAAGUACGGGAUCGAGGGAUACCCGACCAUCAAGUUUUUCCCUGCCGGCGGCGACCCCGAGAAGCCCGUGCAUUACAACGGCGGCCGCACCGAGCAGGACUUUGUCGACUUUUUGAACGAGAAGGCAAAGACUUACAGGACUGUUGGGGGCACGUUGAGCGCUGAGGCCGGAAGAAUCGCCUCCCUCGACGCCAUCGCCUCCGACUUCAUCGCCGCCGCCUCCGACGCCCGCACCGGCCUCCUCACCAAAGCCAAAAAAGCCCUGGAGGUCAUCACCACCAACCCCGUCCCUGAUUUCAGCCACAAACUCGCCUCCUACUACCUCAAAGUCAUGACGAAAAUCAGCACGGGCAAGCCUAACUUUGCCACCACCGAACUGGCCCGCCUUGAACGUAUCAUCAAGAGCGGGGCUACCGACCCGGCGAAAGUGGACAGUUUUGUUAUUAGGAGGAAUAUCCUCCGCGCCUUCUUGGGGAAGAAGAAGGCGGACGCUGCGGAGAAGGCGGUUGAGGACGUGGAGGUUGAGGAGGCUAGGGAGGAGUUGUGAUGGAGUUUUUGUAGGUAGACGUAGAUGUUGUUCUUUCAAGCAGUGAUACAACUGGACUUCCGGAAUACCAUCCUCCCUCGUUUUGCCCAGCAUCGUAUUUACCGAGCCAACGGCGUAAGACUUGGACGGCUUCAAAUCCGCUUCACUACAUCACAACGGGUUCACAUCGAACGGUGGGAAUUGCGGU